GACUGAUGUAAAUGUUUGCAUGACGUAAAGAGACAAUCUCUGUACCCUAGAUAUACCCUGUUUAUUCCCUGAAUAAUCUAUCCUUCUGAACAACACCUUUAUCAAAGCAGCCAGGGGGCCAUGCAAGAUUACCAUUGACUUCUUCCUUCUGUCUUUAUUUUUUGUAAAGCAAACAGCUACUGGAAGGGUGUGAUAGGCUAAUCAUAGCUUGUGCAUCAUUGCUCUCUCGGUGAGCGAGUUGGUGUAGUCUGCGGAUCAGAUCGCUCCUGUUUGAAUUGUUCAUUUCACUUCUGCGUUCCCAGCUAUUAAGAUUUCAUCAUGCAGAAACGAAGGAAGCCAGAGCCGAUCCAGCUGAACCCGAUUCCAGAUGGGAACGCUAUAAACGGAACCGGGGCCACAGAAACAAAUCUAGAAGCUCUGCAAAAGAAGCUAGAGGAACUGGAGCUUGAUGAGCAGCAAAAGAAGCGCCUGGAGGCUUUUCUCACCCAGAAGCAGAAGGUCGGAGAGUUAAAAGAUGAUGACUUUGAGAAGAUUUGUGAGUUGGGUGCAGGCAAUGGAGGGGUUGUCUUCAAGGUCUUACACAGACCCUCAGGCCUCAUCAUGGCCAGAAAGUUGAUUCACCUAGAGAUCAAGCCAGCAAUAAGAAAUCAGAUCAUCAGAGAGCUGCAGGUGCUGCAUGAAUGUAACUCACCCUACAUAGUGGGCUUCUAUGGGGCUUUCUACAGUGACGGAGAGAUCAGCAUCUGUAUGGAGCACAUGGAUGGUGGCUCCCUGGACCAGUCCUUGAAGAAAGCAGGCAAGAUCCCAGAGCAAAUACUGGGCAAAGUUAGCAUUGCGGUGAUAAAAGGCCUGUCCUACCUGCGAGAGAAACACAAAAUCAUGCACAGAGAUGUAAAGCCAUCCAACAUCCUGGUGAACUCACGCGGUGAAAUCAAGUUGUGUGACUUUGGUGUGAGUGGACAGCUUAUUGACUCCAUGGCCAAUUCGUUUGUGGGCACCAGAUCUUAUAUGUCUCCAGAACGUCUUCAAGGGACUCACUAUUCUGUCCAGUCUGACAUAUGGAGUAUGGGUCUCUCUCUGGUGGAGAUGGCCAUCGGACGCUUCCCUAUUCCACCACCAGAUGCAAAGGAGCUGGAGCAAAUCUUUGGUCAGCCCCUCGAGGGCGACCCAUCGGCCAGCGAGGCCUCCCCUAAACCCAGGCCCCCAGGUCGACCCGGUAGCUCAUACGGUCCAGACAGCAGACCUCCUAUGGCUAUAUUUGAGCUCCUUGACUAUAUUGUCAAUGAACCACCUCCCAAGCUGCCAAGCAUAUUUGGUGCAGAAUUUCAAGAAUUUGUUAACAAGUGUUUAAUAAAAAAUCCAGCAGAAAGGGCAGACCUUAAGCAGCUGAUGGUCCAUACCUUCAUAAAGAACUCUGAGGCAGAGGAGGUUGACUUUGCAGGAUGGCUAUGCAGCACCAUUGGGCUAAACCAACCAGCAACACCAACUCACAGUGUGGGAAUGUGAAUCAUCUUUUCUAAGCCAACUAUUGAUGCACCCCUACCAUCUACAGUUUCUCUGCCUGCACUAAUUCCUACCUGCCAAUCAAUCCAGAGGCUGAGAGCUAACUACUGCUUCCUGAAACAUCCCCAUCUUAUUUUAGUUGUCUUGAGUAUUAUCAUGAGAUGUAUACAGCUGUAACAAUGUGCUAUGCCUUUGCUAGGAUACUUGAAUUCUAUUCUGCCAAAUAUUGUCAGACGCCUUUGUCACAUCAGAGGGUUUUGGCUAUACACAGGAGAUUGUUACAUUACAAAUCCAAGUUAACUACAUGCUGAUAUUGGGAAGUGACAGUUCACAUAAAAAAAAAAAAGUUACCGUUUACUUAACCUCCCUCAUGUGUAUGCAAAUCCUUAAGUUGAUUUCUUCCUUGGAAAAUAUUUUGUAAUGCUGACGGUGCAGCUCUUUUUCCAUAAAAUUAAAUGGGACUAAGGCUAUCAGAACCCAACAUUUUGCUGAAGAAAUCAAGUCAUACAGGUUUGGAACUACAUGAGGGAGGCUAAACAAUAUCAAGGUCCUUUAAACUCAACUUUAAAGCAAAUUGUCAAUCUGUUACAAUAGUGCUACUAUGACUUUCAAUGUCUGUGGCUGCAUUUAACUAUUAGCUACCCCUUUGAGUGGUUAAUGUUUCACUGUAAUGUGUGUUCUGCUUUUCCCCCAUUUUAAAUAUGAAUCUGCAGCCAAUAACUCACAACAAAAGCAUAAAAUCAUUUAACU
This is a messenger RNA of Xyrauchen texanus (razorback sucker), 2253 nucleotides long. Its product is annotated as dual specificity mitogen-activated protein kinase kinase 1-like. Bases 319 to 1506 code for a protein of 395 amino acids. Gene Ontology annotation, biological process: protein phosphorylation. The transcript has 11 exons. Gene Ontology annotation, molecular function: protein kinase activity; ATP binding. The record is from RefSeq and is a predicted model, not a curated record. NCBI's taxonomy places the organism in Eukaryota, Metazoa, Chordata, Actinopteri, Cypriniformes, Catostomidae.